AUGGCAAAAUAUCCUGAAAAAUUCACCGGUUUCGGGGUGCUCAACCAUGAAGAAUGGAAUCACCCAAAGAAGGUCGAGUUUGACCCAAAGCCUUGGGGUGACCACGAAAUUGAUAUCCAAAUCGAGACUUGCGGGGUUUGUGGCUCUGAUGUCCACUGUGCUCACGGUAGCUGGGGGGAAACUUAUUCCCCAAUUAUUGUCGGUCACGAAAUUGUUGGUAAAGUUUUGAAGGUUGGCAGCCAAGUCGAAAACAUUAAGGUUGGUGACCGUGUCGGGGUCGGCGCCCAAUGUUCCUCAUGUGGCGAAUGUGAUCUUUGCCAAAACGGCAACGAACAAUACUGUGUCAGCUGUGCCUGGACUUACGCUGGUAAUAUUGGCGAAUGGAACACCCAAGGUGGGUACGCUUCGCAUAUCAGAGUCCUUGACCGUUUUGCUUUUGUGAUUCCCGAAAAAUUAGAAUCCAAGUACGCCAGUCCUUUGCUUUGUGGGGGUUUGACAGUGUACUCUCCUCUUGUACGUAACGGAUGUGGUCCCGGUAAAAAAGUUGCCAUAUCUGGUUUGGGUGGGUUAGGCCAUCAAGCAGUAAUGAUCGCUAAGGCUUUGGGUGCUCAUGUUACAGUGAUCAGCAGAUCUGAUUCCAAAAAGGAAGAUUCCUUCAAGAUGGGGGCCGAUCAAUACAUUGCCACCAACGAAAAAGGCUGGGCUGCUAAGCACGCCGGAGAAUUUAACCUCAUUCUCAAUUGUGGUAGCUCGCUUUCUGGUAUUGAUAUGCAAUCGAUGCUUGCUGUCUUGACCAGUGCUGAUGGUCGUUUUGCCAGUAUUUCUGCUCCUCCAAUCACCGAAAUGUGUUCAUUCUCCCCAUUCUCCCUUAUGGGUAAAUCUAUCUCUCAGCACGCUUUGGGUAAUGCUAAAGAAAUGAGAGACUUAUUGCAAUUAUGUGCUGACAAGGACAUCAAGCCAUGGAUUGAAGAAAUUCCAAUCAGUGAGCAAGGGACACAUGAAGCUUUGACCAGAGCCGACAAUGGUGAUGUCAGAUACCGUUUUGUGUUAACUGACUUUGAAAAGGAGUUCAAGGACGCCUAUUAA
Messenger RNA from Saccharomycopsis crataegensis, 1086 nucleotides. RefSeq names its product NAD(P)-dependent alcohol dehydrogenase. Gene Ontology annotation, molecular function: alcohol dehydrogenase (NADP+) activity; zinc ion binding. The transcript has a single exon. NCBI's taxonomy places the organism in Eukaryota, Fungi, Ascomycota, Saccharomycetes, Ascoideales, Saccharomycopsidaceae. The record is from RefSeq and is a predicted model, not a curated record. Gene Ontology annotation, biological process: alcohol metabolic process. The coding region runs from base 1 to 1086 and encodes 361 amino acids.